CGAAAACUCCAGCAGAUUAGCUAUUAGCUUCUGCGUUCAAAGAGAAAAAAGAGACAGAGGUUUGUAUCAUUUGUGUGGGGACCAACAAUGGCGACGAAGCCAUCGACGUGGUUUCUCAGCCAAAGUUUCACAGCUUUGAACUACAAGCAGACAAAUAUGCGAUUCUCCUUGCCUUCUCAUCGAUUGCUUCCUGCUUCUUGCAAAAUGCGACACCGCAAUUUGAGUAGCUCCCAGCAUAAGAGACAGCAGCUCAAGAAAGCCUCUCCUGAACAACCUCCAAUUACCGCAGGUUUCCAUUCGAGUGGUGGUGCUGAUGAUGGUGAUGAUAAUGAUUCCGAAACUGAGGAUGCUUCGCUGCAUAGUGUCCCAAGUUUGAAUCUCGAUGUUGUGUCUAAUGAGGAAGUUGUUGAUGCUAGCGUAGAUGUGGAGCAUGUUCAGCAUGCGGGUGCAAAAGAUAUGGAGAAGAAUGCAGAUUUGGAACACGUUCAAGAUGUUGAUGCAAAAGAUUUGCAUAGUCUCACCCAGGAAAUGAAAUCUUUGGGCAUAGAUGGAUCAGAGAAGCUUUCGAUUAUUCCUGAUGAAAUGAAACCUUUGGCCUUAAACAUAGAUGGUGGAGAGCAACUGUCAAGCAUUCAACUUGAGGAUUUGACAGGCAUGAUAAGAAAUGCAGAGAAAAAUAUCCUGCUUCUCAAUCAAGCUCGGGUUCAUGCACUUGAAGAUCUUGAAAGAAUUCUUGCAGAGAAGGAAAUAUUGCAAGGAGAAAUUAAUGUUUUGGGGAUGAGAUUGGUGGAAAAUGACGCAAGAAUGAAAGUUGCUGCCCAAGAAAAGAUACAUGCAGAACUCAUGGAAGACCAGUUAGAGAAACUGAGAAAUGAACUGGCUUACCGGGGGGAGAAUCAGAACAAACUUUUGAAUGAGGAAGCCCCCCUGCUUCAGAAUAGUACUAUUCAGAAACUUAGUGAGGAGCUCAAUACAUUGAGGACAGAGAAUACAUCUCUGAAAAAUGAUAUAGAAGCACUUAAGGGGGAGCUAAGUAAUGUCAAGGAUACAGAUGAACGUGUUAUAACACUGGAGAAAGAAUGCAUGCUGUUGGAGUCUUCUCUGAAAGACUUGGAAUCCAAACUGUCAGUUUCUCAGGAAGAUGUGUCAAAAUUAUCUAGCUUGAAAGUUGAAUGCAAAGACUUGUGGGAAAAGGUGGAAAGCUUGCAAGCAUUGUUAGAUAAGGCAACGAAGCAAGCGGAUCAGGCUAUUUUAGUGUUACAGCAAAACCAAGAGCUUUGGAAAAAGGUUGAUAAAUUGGAAGAAUCCUUGGAAGAAGCCAACAUCUAUAAGUUAUCAUCAGAAAAAUUACAGCAAUACAAUGAGCUAAUGCAGCAAAAGAUAAAACUAUUGGAGGAACGUCUUAAACAAUCUGAUGAGGAAAUACAUUCUUAUGUUCUGUUAUACCAAGAAUCUGUACUGGAAUUUCAAGAUACACUUAAUACUUUGAAAGAAGAAAGCAAGAAAAAGGCACUAGAUGAACCUGUAGAUGAUAUGCCUUGGGAAUUUUGGAGUCGUUUAUUGCUUAUGAUUGACGGUUGGCUGCUGGAGAAUAAAUUAUCGAUAGAUGAUGCAAAGCUGUUGAGAGAUAUGGUGUGGAAAAGAGAGAGCCGUAUUCGUGAUAUAUACUUGGAGUGCAGGGAAAAGAAUGAGCAUGAAGCUGUUUCUAUGUUUCUCAAGCUGACCUCAUCACCAAGAAGUCAAGCAUUGUAUGUCAUUCAUAUUGCAGCAGAGAUGGCACCAGUUGCUAAGGUUGGUGGCUUGGGAGACGUUGUUACUGGUCUUGGAAAAGCACUCCAAAAGAGAGGACAUCUUGUGGAAAUUAUUUUGCCAAAAUAUGAUUGCAUGCAAUAUGAUGGUAUUGGCAAUUUGAGGGCCCUAGAUGUAGUGUUGGAGUCAUAUUUUGAUGGAAAAUUAUACAAAAACAACAUAUGGGUUGGCAUCAUUGAAGGUCUUCCUGUUUACUUUAUUGAGCCUCUUCACCCUGGCAAGUUCUUUUGGAGAGGGCAUUUUUAUGGAGAACAUGAUGAUUUCAAACGUUUUUCAUUUUUCAGCCGUGCUGCACUUGAAUUUCUUCUUCAAGCUGGCAAAAAACCGGACGUAAUUCAUUGCCAUGACUGGCAGACGGCUUUUGUUGCACCACUUUAUUGGGAUAUAUAUGCUCCAAAAGGAUUGAAUUCAGCGAGAAUAUGUUUUACGUGUCACAACUUUGAGUACCAAGGGACUGCACCUGCAUCAGAAUUGGCAUCUUGUGGACUUGAUGUCCAGCAGCUAAACAGACCAGAUAGAAUGCAGGACAACUCAGCACAUGAUAGGGUCAAUCCUAUUAAGGGUGCUGUGGUGUUCUCGAACAUUGUGACAACAGUAUCACCCACCUAUGCACAAGAAGUGCGGACUUCUGAGGGUGGAAGAGGUCUCCAUUCAACUCUUAAUUUUCAUGCCAAGAAGUUCAUUGGAAUUCUUAAUGGAAUUGAUACUGAUGCAUGGAAUCCUGUGACUGAUACUCUUCUCAAAGUCCAGUACAGUGCUAAUGAUCUUCAAGGGAAAGCAGAAAACAAAAUAGCUACAAGAAGGCGUCUUGGAUUAUCAACUGCAGAUGCUAGGCAGCCAUUGGUGGGCUGCAUAACAAGAUUGGUGCCACAGAAAGGUGUACAUCUUAUUAGACAUGCAAUAUACCGAACACUAGAGUUGGGAGGACAAUUUCUACUUCUUGGCUCAAGCCCAGUUGCUCAUAUACAGAGGGAAUUUGAGGGUAUUGCAAAUCAUUUUCAGAAUCAUGAGCACAUUCGGCUGAUAUUGAAGUACGAUGAAUCUCUUGCUCAUUCCAUUUAUGCAGCAUCUGACAUGUUCAUCAUCCCAUCUAUCUUUGAGCCUUGUGGCCUUACACAGAUGAUAGCAAUGAGAUAUGGUUCCAUACCCAUUGCAAGAAAAACUGGUGGUCUAAAUGAUAGUGUUUUUGAUGUUGAUGAUGACACAAUUCCUCUUCAGUUUCAAAAUGGAUAUACAUUCUUGAAUCCUGAUGAAAAGGGGGUAAACAGUGCUUUAGAACGUGCAUUUAACUAUUAUAGGAACAAUCCUGAGGGGUGGCAGCAGCUUGUUCAGAAGGACAUGAAAAUAGAUUUUAGUUGGGAAUCUUCAGCAUCACAGUAUGAGGAGCUUUACUCAAAGUCAGUGGCCAGGGCAAGAGCAGCAGCAAGUCAGUCUUAAUUAUCGUAAAUAGGCAUUUUCAUGGAAGCUGUGAAGCUGUACUUGAGUUGGCUUGAUUCAUGAAUGUGAAUUUAUAGGCCAUGAACUAAGAAAUCCAGGCCAGCAAAGUGCCCUUACAGAGUAAGUUGACAUGUCCUUUGGGUGGGGUGGGUGGGGGGGUUGGUGUGGGGGGUGGCGGGGGUGUGGGGUGUUUGGGGGCGCGGUGGGCAACGGGUGUGGGUGUGGGUGUGUGAGAGUUGAGGGAUAGACCACACAAUUCUUUUGUUCAUAAACAUUAGAAUAAGAUCUGUCAGUAUACAGUCCCAAAAUUCUCCGUCGAUAUUUAUCAAAUUUCUUUCCAGUUUUA
Molecule: messenger RNA, 3592 nt
Organism: Hevea brasiliensis (rubber tree)
Lineage: Eukaryota; Viridiplantae; Streptophyta; Magnoliopsida; Malpighiales; Euphorbiaceae
Product: probable starch synthase 4, chloroplastic/amyloplastic
Exons: 17
Coding region: 88-3246 (1052 amino acids)
Molecular function (GO): alpha-1,4-glucan glucosyltransferase (UDP-glucose donor) activity
Source: RefSeq, a predicted model, not a curated record